AUGGCCGAUGAGGACAAAGGGACUUCAUCUUCGUACAGGGUGCCAGUGUGGUCGGGAGAUCCCAGUGAAUGGAGGGGUUUCAAGAGAGAAAUGGAAUGGUGGAUAGCCUCACUAGACCAAGAGCAUAGCCGAAAAUACAACAUAGCAGCACGUUGGGCCCUUCGCCAAACAGGUGUUGUUCGUGCAAGAUGUGAGGAAUAUGAUCCAUCUGAGUUGGUUGGCACGGCCGAGGUGAUUGGCAAAGACCCUGAAUCGGGCGAAGAUGUGAUUCUCCAAGCUGCCGAUCCUUUCUCAGGACUCAGAAAGCUCAUGAGGUCUUUGGAGGAAAGCAUGGGAAAGACAGAACUUGAUAGAAAAGGAGAACUUAGGAAGCAGUUCUACCAGACCAUACGUAGAAGCCCUGGUGAAAGGAUCUCAGCCUUUUGUACGAGGUAUCGUACGCUCACUGGCGAAAUGCGGCGAGAGGGCAUUCAUUUGCCUGGUGCUGAGUUGGGGUGGUUCUUGAAGGACCGUCUUGGGCUUGAUGCGCUACGUCUUCAGCUUUUGGAGACGGCUUUGGGGGGCAGGGAGGAUUACGACCAUGUGGAAGGUGAAGUGCUCAGGCUUUUCAGAGAUUUGCAUGUUUCCGACCCUUUGCACAGAUCAAAGCCCCAAUCCUUUGACUCCCACAAGUCCUAUCCCUUGCAGCGGUUCCUUCAGCAAUCCAAUCAGCCAGCCAGCACUCGGUCCGGGCCUUCAUCAAACAGUGGUGCAUCAGUGAAGUCAUUUCGGACUUCGAGCAGCUAUCGUUUCAGUAAGCCUGGAUCAGUAAGCCUGGAUCCUCUGCUGGCAGACCCCGAGGAUGAUGCUGGUCAGGAAGAAGAGCUCCUUCCUGAUGAUGCGGCUGAGGGCGCAUUGCCCAGUUUGGAUGAGGUGCUUCAAGCCGAGGCUGAAGUUUUGGCAACAGAGAUCCAAGAACUUGAAGAAUGUGGUGAUGUCGACCCCUCCAUUUUGGAGAACCUGGAGGAAGGAGUGGAAAAGGCUGCUGAAAGCCUUGUGACUAUGCGGGAAGCACGAGCCCGCAUCAACGACAUCAGAAAGGAUCGUGGUUUCGGCCGACCUGGAGCUGGAAGCAAAAUGAAGAUCCAUGGCAAUCAAGUUCAGAAGAAAAAGACCUCAACUCAAUGUUGGGACUGCGGCGAAUUUGGACACUGGGGUGGUGACAGCCAGUGUCAGAAACCGGGUGCCGGAUUGUUCAAGCCGAAGCGCGCUGCCAAGAAACCUCCAUCACCGCAGAAACAUGUGAAGGUGAUGGAAAGCUUGAACACCGAGCACGUUGUGGACGAUGGCGAUGACUCCCACGAGGUGAUGAUGGUGCAUCAUGAUAGUGUUCCAUUUGUAGAAGCCUUGGUGUCCUCAAAGAAGGAGCAGCCAUCGGUCCCAGGUCUUGCAAAAGAUAAAGUGCUUGUGGGUGCAUUGGACUCUGCCUGCAAUCGCACUUGUGCUGGUGAUGUUUGGUUGCAGCACUACCUCCAGACCCUUCAGAAGUGUCCCCAACACAUCCAAUCCUUGCUGAUGACUGCUGAGGAGAAUGAGAUGUUUCGUUUUGGCAACGGGGGCACUCAGACAAGUCGGAUUCGAUACCGACUGCCGAUGAUGAUUGGUGACAAUUUGGUUUUGGUUUGGGUGAGUGUUGUGAAGGUGCCAAGCCUUGGACUUUUGCUUGGACGUGAUUUUUUGGAUGGCAUUGGCGCAGUGAUUUCUUUUACCAAGCAGAAGCUCCGUCCUGACUUCCUAGACGGCAAAUUGAUUGACCUGUCUCAGGUCGCUGCGGGGCACUUUGCUCUGAAGUUGAUGCCGCACACCUGGCCAAGGCUCGAUUUUGGUCGUUGGCGGCGGUGGGGUCAAGACGGCAUUUUGGAGCAGCAGAUGUCAUCUCAAGAGUUCGAGAUCUUCUCGCUUCUACUUCCCGAUCACCUUUGCGACCGACGGCGACAUCCUCUUCUACCAGAACUCACCAUGGAAUCAAAGAAGGUGAAGAGAAGCGCCACUGCUGUGGCCGAAAGGUGGGCCAGAAUGGUGAUGCGAGCUGCCGCAAGAGCCCGCUGGCACGCUUUGGGAUUGCUCUUAUGGCUUGUGCAGCGGCCUAUGCUCCGUUUCUUGCCAUUCCCAUAUCCUUCAACAGCAACUACGGAGCAGUGGCAGAAGCAGAUCAGCGACAUGAUGAAAGGUCGCAUUUGGCCCAUCAAACAUGGCAACUACGCUCUGGCCCAAAACUUAUGUACGGCUCAGAGUCUCCAAGAAUGCAGCCAAUUUCGAAAUCGAGUUGGUUGGAAACUAGCCUUUUUGGAGGACCCUCUUCUGGACGGCAUGAUCGCGGCUCGCUAUAUGAAGGGCCAAGCAGCAAAGAUCCGUCAAGCCGUGAUUCAAGAGGCAAAAGCAACAGCAGACCGCCUCGAACAAGAUCAAGAACGGCUGGCGGCGGCUCGACAGUUAGUCGGACCAAAGGGCGGCUUGCCGGCUUUGAAGGGAGAUCUCCUGAGGCUUGCAACCUUGCUCAAGUUGGACGUCCACGACAAGAUGAAAGUGGACGAGCUCAAGGAAUUGAUCCGCCCAAUGAUCGACACCUUGAAGGGAGCUGGUCGACCAGAAAGCCAUCGACCUGCACCUUCGUCUCAGGUGCGCCCAACUCCCAAGUCUCCUCCAAGAUCGGCUCCAGCGGCAACUCCAACCUUGCCCAGUCAACCUGCCGAAGUGGCUUCUAUGAACGGCAUGUUAGCCCAAGACGUGCAUCAGCUGUUGGCCGAGCAAGAGCGUCGUUUUCAAGCCAUGAUCUCGCAAACCUUGCAGCACAUGAUGUCCAUGCAGCAGAAUCCCAUGUCUCAGACGACAGCUGCAGAGGCAGUACGAACCUUCCCCGAGAUCUACCGGAUGACGGAGGAAGAGAUGGACGAGAUCAAUGGCCUGCAUCAGAACGAGCUCAUGCAAGAACGAAUGGAAGUCAUGUACGGCGAAGAACUGGACUUCAUGUCAGCCGAGGAGCUGCGGGCAGCACAGGAAGACUUGGGCGAUGGAUUUCGUUCCCCUGGGGUCGAUGGACUUCGAAACCCCGAGGCUGACCUGCUCUCCCAAGUGAAACUUGAUGCAGAUGAUGUGAAGAAAGGACAAGCCCAGUUGAUAGCUCAAGCAUGGCAGAAACAUCAACGAGAUCAACGCCUUGUUUCCCAUGGGCAUGUCCGCGCUGUGCUGAAGGCGGAAUGGGAGAAGGAGAUGGAGAGAAAUCUCAAUGAGAACUUUGUGACCUCGAUCACUUUGUCUCCGGAACCUCCCGACCCCAAGCAGGGUGUCCUGGUCUCCGAAGUCUUCACAGCGGUGCAACGCAUCAUCAAGGAGGCCAAGAAGAAGGGGCAUUCUGUGGGCUCAGCACUUUCCCUUGAGACAGGCUGGAACUUCUUAAACCGGCUUGAUCAAAAGGCCUGCAAACAAGUCAUAGCCAAGGAAAAACCAUACUUGCUAGUGCUUGCCUUUCCAUGUGGACCUUGGUCGGCUUUGAUGAGACUCAACCCUGCCCAUGACCUGGCUCAGAAGCGAGCUGAGGGCAUUCAAUUGAUUCGCUUUGCCUUGGAGUUGGCGGAGGAACAGCUGAAGCAGGGUAGGCACUUCUUGUUGGAGAAUCCUUUGACAGCUGAGUCAUGGUCUGUUGAUGAACUGCGGCAGUUUCUCCAACGUCUUGAAUGUCAUCAAGCCAUUUUUGAUCAAUGCAGGUUCAAUUUGAGAGGCAGUUCAGGUCUUCUCCACAAGAAGGCAACCAAGAUCGUCACAAGCUCUGAGGCCAUUGCUGAUCGUUUGGAUGGGAAGCGAUGCACUCGUGAUCAUCCUCAUGAACAAGUUCUUGGUGGCAGCAAGAUCACUUCAGCAGCUGGUCACUACACGAAAGAACUGGCCCGCGAAAUCAUCAAGGGCAUUGAGGAGGAGUUUGAAAAGCAGUAUGGUGCUCGCCGGAAACCCAACAAUGUGCUGGCCGUUGAGGGCGGUGACCUUGAAGAUGACCUUGACCGUGAGAUAGAUCCUGCGGUCGAAAUGCGUGACCUUCACAGCAGUGAUGAUGAGAUCCAGAUUCCUGAAGCGCAAGUCAGGAUCUCAGCAAAUGUAGAGGAAGCAGUGCGCAAAUUGCACUGCAAUACGGGUCAUAGAUCCAACAAAAGGUUGGCAAGAGCUCUGGCAAUUGCUGGUGCUCCAAAGGAAGCAAUUUUGGCAGCCAAAACCUUGAAGUGUUCCGUUUGCCAAGAACAUCGAGCUCCUAAAGCUCGUCGUCCAGCAACUCUUCCAACUCCCAAGGACACCGGCGAUCAAGUUCACAUCGACAUCUUCCAAGUUGAAGACAUCACCGAGAACAAGUUCUUUGUGGUCCACGUCAUAGAUGCAGUGAGCCGUUUUCAGAUGGCAGAGCUUCUUCCAGACAAAUCUGCUGACUCUGUGGUUGCUUUCAUGAAGAAACGAUGGAUGCCGAUCUUUGGACCGGCCAGAGUUUUGGUGGCAGAUCAAGGAAAGGAGUUUGUCGCUUGGAAAUUUGAAGAGAUGGCGGCUCAACAUAGCACCUUGCUGUACCACACUGCAGUGCAGGCGCCCUGGCAGAACGGAGUUUGUGAGAAAGGUGGUGGAAUUUUGAAGGCCAUUCUUUUGGCCCUUGUCAAAAGCCAGUCCUUGGUGGGCAAAGAUGACAUGGAGCUUGCUGUGCAAGAGGCAGUCAUGGCCUACAACGGGGACAUGACAGAUGCUGGUGUGACACCCGCUCAGGCGGCAUUGGGCAGACAGCCCAAGAUGGUGGGAGAUGUCCUUGGAGAUUUUGGCCAAAGACUUGCAGAACAUGGUUUGGUCGAGACACGACCCACCAUUGCACGUCAAGUUGCGAUGCGUGAAGUUGCGAAGCUGGCGAUGCUGCGCUUACAUUUUUCUCGUGGCCUGCGCCGUGCUGAAUUGGCAAGGUCCCGAACACCCACGGUUCUUGAAACCCAGCAGUUCCAGCCCGGCGACAUUGUUUACUACUACCGAAUGAGUAAAUUCAACAACAAGACCAGUGCUUCAAAGAAACGUUUGAGUCUCAAGCGUUGGCACGGACCUGGACUCCUGGUGGCAUUGGAAGGUCAUAGCAAUGGUUUCAUUAGCCACAAGGGCCAGUUGGUGAAAGCAGCAAUGGAGCACGUCAGACGUGCAUCAACCAUGGAACAGAUCACUUCGGAUGAAUGGGAGCUUGCAAUCCAGGAUGUGGUUGAAGCUGCCGUGAAUGACCAACGACAACAAAUGCCUUUGGAAGUUGAGCCUCCAGUUGAACAAGUUCCAGCUGUUGCUCCUUCUGAAGGACAACUUCAACAAGCAGACGCUGGUGUUUCCAGUGGAGUUCCCUUGCAGCCAAGAGAGCUUGUGGCUGCAGCUCUCUCUCAAGCACCAGCAGCACCCAGUUCCAAUCGAACAAGUUUGAUUGGCAGUUCAGCAGCAAUUGGAAGUGCCGCUCCUGGCACUCCUGUCGGCCAUUUGUUUUCGACCUCAAGCAGAAGAAGCUCUAGAGUUGAAGCAGCCAUGGAUCGCAUUGCGUCUGAUGAAGCAGCUCCUCCAGAAGUUUCUCGAAAGCGAAAUCCUGAUGUUGACCUCCAAACUCUCUAUGAAUCGACACCUCUUCGAGCUGAAGAGCUUCCUAUUCCUGAAGCUAGUGUGGAACAAACUACCGAGCACGACGCUUUGAACGUGUUCAGGUUGGCCAAUGAUGGACAACAUCCUUUACGGCAGAUUGCUGAGCUUGCAGCAAAAGACCGACUUGAUCCUUUUGAAGCUGUCGCUGAAGACCACGGCAGUUGGGAUGGCAGGUGGCCGUUACCAAGUCGAUCUGAGUGGAUUGCUCAUGGAAAGGCCAAAGCCCUUUGGCCGAAAGGAAACAAUGAAGUUCAAGCAGCGACUGCCCGCAAGGAGUACAAGUGGAAAGAAAUGACCAAUGAGCAGAAGGCCCAGUUUGAGGUUGCAGCUCAAAGUGGAUGGCAAGUUUGGGUGGACAAUGAUGCGGUGGAGCCCUUGACUGAGACGGAAGCGGCAGAAGUGAGAAGCCGGUUGAAAUCCAAGGGUGAGAUGCACAAAAUCUUGCAUCCUCGCUAUGUCUACACGGACAAGCACGAUGGACUUCGAACCCCAUCAAAUCCACUGCCUGUAAAGGCAUCAGCGCGUUUGGUGGUGCCUGGGUAUCAAGAUUUGACUGCCCACAAUGUGAGAAAGGACGCUCCUACGUGCAGCAGGAUCAGUUUUCACCUUUUGCUGAUCUUGACGAGUUCCAAUCUUUGGAAUUUGCUGUCAGCUGACGUCAAGGCGGCUUUCUUGAAGGGCGAGUUGUUUGGUCCAGAAGAACGCGAAUUGUUCAUUGGGCAGAUUCGCUCUAGUUGUCAGGGAGAACCUCAACUUCCCCUUGGACUUGGUCAGCUGGCUCGCCUUCGAAAAGGAAUUUUUGGUUUGUCCGACAGUCCAAGAAGAUGGUACCUUCGACUACACAAGUCGCUGACUGCGCUUGGAUGGGAACGAUCUACGAUCGAUGCAGCAACCUGGUUCCUAUGGUCAUCAGACCGCUCUUCGUUGGAUGGCAUGAUUGUGAGUCAUGUUGAUGACUUGAUGAUGGGCGGGAAUGCCCGUGCGGAGAAGUCCUUGGAAGCGUUGGGUGCUGAGCUUGGAUUUGGCUCACUUGAACGUGGCAGCUUUGUUUACUGCGGUAAACGGGUGACUCAGCAUGCAGACCAUUCAAUCACUUUGGACAUGAAGGAGUACCAUGCGAACUUGCGCCCUGCACCGCUGGCAGCUCACCGCAAGCAGACUCCAGAUGCUCCUUUGACCCUUAGCGAACAGAAGCAGUUGAGAGCUGUUUUAGGUUCUUUGCAAUGGUUAGUGUCCCAAGUUCGAGUUGACCUAGGGUUUAGUCUUUCCACGUUGCAAGGGGAUAAACAAAUAGUUAGUACCCUGAUGAAAGCUAACUCUUUGGUUCGCCAAGCAAAGCAAAACUGUGACUUCGCACUGCGCUACGUCCCUAUGGAUCUGAAGCGUUGCGGCAUACUGGUGGUGAGCGAUUCCUCCUUGGGAAAUGUCACCAAGUCUGGUUCUGCAGAUGGCGAUGUGGUUGAGCGCGUCUUCAGCCAGUCGAGCUACUGCAUCAUGCUGGCGGAUGAGAACUUGAUGAAUGGGCGUCCUGGCAAGUUCAACCUGAUUGAGGCGAGAAGCCAUCGCCUUGGGCGGGUGUGCCGUUCGACCUUUGCGGCCGAGUUGCUAGGAACAGAAGAAGGGCUCGACGCAGGGCAGUACUGCAGAGGAGCCUUUGCCGAACUGAUGGGUUACCCAUUGGAUCGUGAGAUGGCCGAGAAGAGCAUGGAGCAGAUCCCAAUGCAGCUGGUGACUGACGCCAAAGACAACUAUGACAAGUGCAAUUCUGAUACGCCGACCUAUGGCUCACAGAAGAGCCUGGCAUUCACCAUCGCCUGGAUCAGGCACAUGCUCCGAAAGGACAGCACCAAACUCGUUUGGACGGCCACGGACAACAUGUUUGUGGAUGGAGGGACCAAGUUCAUGAAGCUUGACCACAUGGCGCGGAUCCUUCAAUCGAAUGAGUGGUGCGUGACUUUUUCACCUAGUUUUGUGAAACAGCCCGUCAAGAAACAGACCAAAGCUGUGAGACCAUCCGAUGCUUUGCCCGUAGGACAUCCUGUAAAGACUGAGGAUCCUAUUUUUGGACAUUUAAUUGGUCUCAGUGACCAACCUGGAUGGCAUGACAAAGGUAUGUACAAAGUGCAUGUGGCCAGAAAUGCUAAAUCGUACAGAACGCCAGAACCUAGGUUCCAAGCCAGCAAGUUUCCAAUUAGGAGCACCUAUGCAAAGUUCAUUGAUUCCAAUGGACAUGGUGAAUGGAGACAGUUGGAAAGCCAGAAGCCUUAUACAGGAUUGCCGAAUAGACAUGAGGCGAUCGGCGAUGUGGCUUCCAUUUUGGUGACUGCAUACAUGCCAUGGGUUUCAAGUCAACAAGAAAAUUUAUCCGCUGAAGAAUCCAAUGCUUGCCAUUGA
Molecule: messenger RNA, 8061 nt
Organism: Cladocopium goreaui
Lineage: Eukaryota; Dinophyceae; Suessiales; Symbiodiniaceae
Source: the annotation of a GenBank genome assembly